UUUGUGUAGAUUUCUGAGGAGUGUACACAUGGAUCAGACCUAAGUGUGCGAAGGACUCUGGAAUCUUGAGGUUUUAAAGUUGCAUUUCUUCCUUUGCCAAUUUAUCUGCCUCUUCCACUGCAGUCAUGAUCUUCGCAAUUAUCUAUUUCUCACUCUGAGAUUCGUCGUUUAACACUUUCAUAUUUGAUGUUUUAUUAGGUCUUAACUAACGCUGUGCAAUAUGGAGCAAUUUGCACCACAGUUCCACAAACAGAAUAAUAUAUAUUCUCUGUUAGUUAAAACAUCUUCACUGACUGUGAUGCCUCACUAAUGCAGCCAACCUGACUGUCAAAGGUCUUAGUUCUCACUCACUGCCCUGCAAGGCAAUAAGACACUAAUGUACUAUGUUUUACACUUAAUCCGGUGUACAAUAUAUAUUUUAUUGGCAGUGAAUGGCACAAUAAACCCCGAGGUGCAUUUGAGUCAUGCUAAUUUAACAUUUAAAAUCACAUCAGGCAUUCAUACAGUCAAUAUAAUGUCCUAGUAAAUCAGAAUUAGUGGAAGAUAUUACCUCCGCCUGGAUUCAGAAGUCCUACUUUUAUCAAAAAGAGCAUUCAUUUAUGUCUUUUCCAUCUUAUAUGAAACUAAUGGAGUUUAAUACAGUUGAUCAGUUUAUAUAAUAAUCACUGAGUCUGUGUGAGGCUAAAAAGAAGCAUGGUGACUGACUUCAGGUGCGUUUACUCUUCCCUAGUCUGAACACACUGCUGGCUACUGCCUCUGCUGCUGCUGAGAAUGAGAGAAAUGAUACUGCAAUUCCCGCGCCAUGUAACACUGCAUCUCCUUCUCCAUCAUCUCCAUCUCUUGAUGCCAGUCUGAGCCCCCCUCCGUGACUUUCUGUUUGCAGUUUGGUGACGUAGAGAGACAGGAGGACAGAGAGAGAGAGGGAGAGGGGGAGAGAGAGAGAGAGAGAGAGAGAGAUGCCGAGAUGGAUUGAUAGACAAAUGCAGAGAGGGCGGAACUUGGAAUUACAGUACAGCGCUUAUUCCUCACGUAUUUUGCCAUCUUGUGAUGAUGAUGAUGAUCGCAGGUGCUGGACAUGGGUAAAUCGAGGUCUCUGGCAAAAGAGGACAAGGAAACACAAGGAUACAUUACUUAUCAGAGCUGUGCGCUGCGCUUACACGGGACUUAUUUGUUUGGUUAUCGCCAGAGUUUAUUUAUUUUUUAGUUUUGGUGUGCGUAAAAGGCGCAGCAAAGUAUCGUCCCCCUCCAAACAGCACUGGAGAUUAGGGGGAUUUUUUCCCGGGGGGGGAGUGAACUGAAAACUUGGGUUUCGAGGUUCUUUCUUGCUGCUUCUGAUUUUUAAACCCUGCCAUGAGAGACAUGAAGGAAGAUGAUCUUUGAUGGACAUGAAGGUGUCAGGAGCUGGCCGAAUCCCUUCGUAAUUUCUCCACUUAUUGUCGAAGCCGACUCAGCUAUCAAGUCCAAAAAAGAGCAGCCAGUUUGAAAAAAAAAGAAGAUAUUUUCAGCUCCGAGAUCAAACCUCCUUCCCCCCGAAAUCCGGGAUGAUUUCUCCAAACUGACAGACUUGAUUUGUUUGUAAUUCCUGCAUGAGAAGCACCGUGGAAAGUGACGGUCACUAUGCCGAGGAGAAAGCAGCAAGAGCCGCGGCGAUCAGCAGCAUACAUGCCCGAGGAUGAGCUUAAGGCACCCGCUCAAGAUGAGGAAGAGCACCUGCAGGAUGACGGCCUCUCAUUAGACGGCCAGGACACUGAGUUCCUGUGCAAUGAGGAAGAGGAAGAUGCGGAUGGAGGCCAGCCACCUAGUUACAGAGACUCUCCACUCAGCAAUGGCACUAACCCUGACGCUGGAUAUGGGUCUCCACUCAGUGAUGCCAGCGACCGACUUCCGGACUUCAAGAGCACCUCUUCCAGAGACGGUCAGGAGAGGGAAGGCACAGCUUUGCCCUUCCGCCCCAACAACGGCCUCUCUUUCCAGGAUAGCCUGGCACAGAUGAAAGCCGUCUAUGCAAACCUCAUCUCAGAUGCCUCUUGGUCCAGUAUCACAAUGGACAUCAUGAAAUCUAAGCCUGCUGCAGCUGGCAGUGUCAACAGUGCCCUCACCACUCCAGAGCCUGCGUCUACUGCUCCUGUCUCCAUAACUACAACCACAAACAAGAGCAGCGGGGUCAAUGUGGCUAGCAGUCACCAUAAUGGCAGAAGCUCCAGCACCACUGUCAACCACACAAGCAGCACAAGUGGCAAUACUAAUGGCACAGCAGCUUGCUCUGUCAGCAGCCACAGUGCAACCAGCAGCAGUGGGGGCAGCAGUGGUGGGGCUAGUAAUGGUAGUGGUGUGGCUUAUGACUGGCACCAGGCAGCACUUGCCAAAACUCUUCAGCAGACCCCCUACCACCUUUUACCGGAGCCCAGCCUCUUCAGCACAGUGCAGCUCUACCGGCAGAACAACAAGCUGUAUGGCUCUGUUUUCACUGGUGCAAGCAAGUUUCGCUGCAAAGACUGCAGCGCUGCCUAUGAUACACUGGUGGGUUUGACAGUCCACAUGAAUGAGACAGGCCACUAUCGAGAUGACAACAAAGACAAAGAGGAGGAGCAGGGGAAGCGCUGGUCCAAACCACGUAAGCGCUCCCUGAUGGAGAUGGAGGGGAAAGAGGAUGCCCAGAAGGUGCUGAAGUGCAUGUACUGUGGCCACUCAUUUGAGUCUCUGCAAGAUCUCAGCGUUCAUAUGAUCAAGACCAAGCAUUACCAGAAAGUGCCUCUCAAAGAACCAGUGCCAGCCUUGGCCACUAAACUGGUACAAAGUUCAGCUAAAAAACGAGCUAUCCAAGAUGCUAUAGUCUCCCCGUGCUCCCCAGACUCAAUCCAUGCUGGUAGUGGUGGUGGUGGCAGUGUAUCCCUUGGGGAUGUUGGCAAAGACACAAAAUCUGCAGCUAACCCCUAUGUUACACCAAACAACCGCUAUGGCUACCAGAAUGGUGCGAGCUACACGUGGCAGUUUGAAGCUCGUAAAGCCCAGAUCCUCAAAUGCAUGGAGUGUGGGAGCUCUCAUGAUACUCUGCAACAGCUGACUGCCCACAUGAUGGUCACAGGUCACUUUUUGAAGGUUACAAAUUCUGCAUCCAAGAAAGGCAAACAGCUGGUUUUUGAUCCAGUGGUGGAAGAGAAGAUUCAGUCUAUCCCACUGCCACCAACCACCACCAGACUCCCUGUUCCCACUAGUGUUAAGUCCCAGCCAGUGUCCCCUGCCCUGUCCUCUGGCUCAGAGGAAAAGAGGGAAGGAGGUGAGGAUGAAAAGGUUGAAGGUGGUGAGCCACUGGAAAGAAAAAUCAAGGAGGAGAAAGAUGACUCAGGUGAGAAAUCUGAGACUGAUGCCACAUCAUAUAAAUACCUUAGGGAAGAAGAUCUGGAGGAAGCACCUAAAGAAGGUUUAGAUAUUCUUAAAUCCCUUGAGAACACAGUAUCCAGUGCCAUCAGCAAGGCUCAGACAGGCACACCUACAUGGGGUGGCUACCCUAGCAUUCAUGCAGCCUACCAGCUGCAGGGUGCCAUGAAGAGCUCCACUUCUAUUCUACCCCCAAUGGUCCAGAGUGUCCAGAUGCAGCCAAUGUUUAACAGUGGGCUACGAGGCCUGGUGAAUGACCCCAACUCAGUCAUUCACUCGCCUCGAAGCCCAUCCUCCCCUACCCCCCUCAGGAGCAAUGUCACUGCCAUGGAGGAGCUUGUGGAGAAAGUGACAGGGAAGGCUGCCACUGUGAAGAAAGAAAAGGAAGAGAAGAUGGUGAGCAUGGAACGAUGUCGGGCCCCAUCAUUAGUAAAAUCCCCCUCUCCUGCACUGAGAGAGCAGCGAGAGCAGUUAGCGUCUCCAAAUGACCUUUCAGUAGGUAAACCGUCUGGUAUGAGAAGUAGCAGCCCGGGCAGUGUAGAUUCAGAGCUCAUCUGCAAGAAGGAGCCCAAAGAGAGCCUUGUAGAUAGCCACAACAACCAUUCAAAGAACGGCUCUGAGGCGUGUCAAUCCCCAGUAACUAAUGGUAACAGUCUUGGCAUCAUCACCGAUCACUCACCGGAAAGUCCUUUCAUCAAUCCUCUCAGUGCGCUCCAGUCAAUCAUGAACACUCACCUGGGUAAGGCUUCUAAACCAGUAAGCCCAGCUGCUGACCCACUAUCUAUGCUUUACAAAAUUAGCAACAGCAUGAUGGAAAAGCCAGCUUUCAACCCAACUCCUCAGGGCAAGCCAGCUGAGCCCAUCAACCACUAUCAGUUGUAUGAAAACAGUGACCAGCCCAUAGACCUGAGUAAACAUAAGUCCGCCACUAACAGCAACAAUAACAAUAACAACAGCAGCAGUGUGCUCUUGACCAACAAUAGUGUAAAUGGUAAUAAACCCCUCAUUUCCCUCCCUGACUCAGUCUCCUCUCCUCUGAGAGAGAAUGCUCUGAUGGACAUUUCCGAUAUGGUAAAGAACCUCACUGGAAGACUGACGCCCAAAUCUUCCACUCCCUCCUCCAUCUCAGAGAAGUCAGAUGCCGAUGGCAGUGCAUUUGAGGACGCCCUAGAGGACCUCUCACCAGUGCAGAAGAGGAAAGGGAGGCAGUCCAACUGGAAUCCCCAACACCUCCUCAUCCUCCAGGCACAGUUUGCUUCCAGCCUGAGGGAGACCUCAGAGGGCCGCUACGCCAUGACUGACCUGGGCCCCCAGGAAAGGGUCCACAUCUGCAAGUUCACAGGCCUCUCCAUGACCACCAUAUCCCACUGGCUGGCUAAUGUCAAGUACCAGCUGAGACGGACUGGGGGCACCAAGUUUCUCAAGAACAUGGACUCGUGCCAGCCUGUGUUCCUCUGUGGUGACUGUGCCUCCCAGUUCAGGACUCCCUCCUCCUACAUCGGCCACCUGGAGUCUCACCUGGGCUUCAGCUUGAAGGACCUGUCCAAACUGUCAGCUGAGCACCUACGGGAGCAGCAGGCUGCCUCAAAGGUGAUCACAGACAAAAUGACAUUCGGCAGCCCCCUGUCAGCCUUGACCACGCCAGAGGACGACACAGGCUCUGUGUACCAGUGCAGACUUUGCAAUCGGACAUUCGUCAGCAAACACGCAGUCAAACUGCACCUCAGCAAGACCCACGGCAAGUCUCCAGAGGACCACCUGGUGUUUGUCACUGCUCUGGAGAAACUGGAGAAGCUAGACAAGAUGGAGAAGGUUUAAGGGGGGUCUUGUGCUGAGGGUAGAGACUGACAGCUGUGGAACUGAUUAGAAUUUCAUUGCACUAAAAUGACAUUGUUCACAGUUACUGCACUGGGCCGAACUGAGCCGCCAGAAAAAAUCGGUCUUAUUAUUUUUUGUUGUGAUAACUGCCUGACUGGACCAUGUCUUUUCAUGUUGAUUUGUUUUUGUUUUGCCAAGCUUUUUUACACUUAUUUUGUAAUAUAUUUAUAUGCUAUUUGUCUGAUCUGUGCAUGUAUUUUAGUGAAUCAAGGUUAAACACAAGAUUUUAAUCUUUUCAUGGCAAAAAUACAACUACUGCUUCAAUGGUAAAAGUGGUGAGUGGAAAAAGAAUUGGUGGGAGAGAAAACUGUAUAAUACUUGAUAUGAAGAAGGUGAAAAUUAAAUGUAUACACCAAAAGAAUGAAAGAAUACCCUGAAAGACUGAAGUAGCACCUUAGACAGUUGAAUUUUGAAUUUGUAAAGAGGACAUGUUUUGAAAUAUCUUGCAUUUGUCAAAACCAGAUUGAUUUUAAAAGAUCAAGGAUUAUCAUUUCCCCCCUCUCCUUUUUGGGUUCCUGUCACUGCAAUGUUUUUGAUGAUGAAUGGCCUGCUCAUAAAUCUGUCAGUGUAUAAGAAAAAAGAUCACGUGAACAUUCGGAAAAACUGAAAUGCUGCUUCUGGUUACGAGUCAAUCAGUGAAAAUGAAUGGCCGUCAGUAUGCAAGUUUGCUCAAAAAACUUUUCCUUGUUGUGAAGUAUCACCUUAUAGCAAUUUUCCAGUUGUAUGGUUUGUUACAACUUUCUCUUUCUAAAUUGUGUCGCUUUAUUCAACUGUAAAGAGAACAGUCCGUUACAUGUAAAUGAUUACCAGUGAAAUGUCAGUACUCCAUAAGACAUAUCUUACCAUUUGAAACGGCUCAACAUUCUUUGUAUCUUAAGGUGUGUGCAUUCUCUAACUUUUAUAUUGUCAUUUUAUAUACAAAAAUGAUAAAAAAUAAAAACAGAUGGUGUAUAUAGAUAUAUGCUGUAGAGCUACAAAAUGUCCUUUUUUAAAGAAAAUACAAAUUUAGCUUCUUUGGCUUGGUUUACAGAAAUGAUUUUAAUUAUACUUGCAUCCAAUUUGAUGCAUGAAAUGGUGUGGAAAAUAAAUAAGCGAUGCACAAUGACUAUACAUUUCAAUGUUUUAUCGACAAUAUUGUAAAAAAAAAAAAAAAUUUUUAGCACCGAUUAGUUUGUUUCAUUUAUUUCUCAAUUGUAAAAUAAACCCCAAAGCAGUUGUUAACAGUCA
Larimichthys crocea (large yellow croaker) is the source of this 6483-nucleotide messenger RNA. Its product is annotated as teashirt homolog 1. Gene Ontology annotation, molecular function: DNA binding; DNA-binding transcription factor activity, RNA polymerase II-specific. The record is from RefSeq and is a predicted model, not a curated record. Bases 1618 to 5196 code for a protein of 1192 amino acids. Lineage: Eukaryota; Metazoa; Chordata; Actinopteri; Sciaenidae. Gene Ontology annotation, cellular component: nucleus. The transcript is spliced from 3 exons. Gene Ontology annotation, biological process: regulation of transcription by RNA polymerase II.